AAUAUCAAUAUGGCUUAAAUAAAAAAUAUUCUAACAGUAGCUGGACUAACACACCAUAACAACAAUGGCGGCAAUUCUACAUUUGGUUCCUCUGGUCUCAGCCUCGCCAAACUCCCUCACUACUGACAUAACCAAAUCAAAAACCAUAGCCAAGGACACUUCAUCAACUGGGUCACUGAAGAACUGUAAAACCAUGGAAGAACUCAAGCAAUUACACUGUAACAUCACCAAAAAAGGCCUCAACCACAAACUCUCUGCUAUCACCGAGCUUAUUGCUACAUGUGCCGAAAUGGGCACCUUCGAAAGCUUGGAUUACGCUCGUAGAGCAUUUGGGUUAUUUAAGGAAGACGAAGAUACCAACGGCACUUUGUUUAUGUAUAACUCUCUCAUAAGGGGUUACUCUGCAGCAGGACUUGGUGACGAUGCUAUUUCGCUUUAUGUUCAUAUGGUGGUGAUGGGAAUUUUUCCUGAUAAGUAUACGUUUCCGUUUGUGCUGAGCGGGUGUGCCAAGCUUGAGGCUUUUUCUGAGGGUAUUCAGCUUCAUGGGGCUGUUGUAAAGAUGGGUUUAGAAGAUGAUGUGUUUAUUAGAAAUUCUCUUAUUCAUUUUUAUGCUGAAUGUGGGGAGCUGGUUGAUGGGCAAAAGGUGUUCGAUGAAAUGGCUGAGAAAAAUGUUGUGUCGUGGACUAGUUUGAUUUGUGGUUAUGCUAGAAGGGAUUUACCGAAAGAAGCUGUUUCGUUGUUUUUUGAGAUGAUGAACGCGGGUAUUAAGCCCAAUUCAGUCACAAUGGUAUGUGUUAUUUCUGCUUGUGCAAAGUUGGGUGAUCUUGAAUUGGGUGAGAGGAUAUGCGCGUGUAUUGAAGAGUCGGGAGUGAAGCUUAAUGCUUUUAUGGUGAAUGCACUUGUUGAUAUGUUCCUGAAAUGUGGAGCUGCUGAUGCUGCCAAUAAACUUUUUGAUGAAUGUUCAGACAAGAAUUUAGUUCUUUGUAACACGAUGUUGUCGAAUUAUGUUCGCCGAGGACUACCUAGGCAAGGUCUUCAUUUAUUGAAUCAAGUGCUAAGACAUGGCCUGCGACCAGACAGGGUCACAUUGUUGUCUGCAAUCUCAGCUUGUUCGCAGUUAGGUGAUAUUCUUUCUGGAAAGGGGUGCCACUGUUAUGCUUUAAGGAAUGGACUAGAAGGUUGGGAUAGUAUUUCUAAUGCCAUGAUUGACCUGUAUAUGACUUGUGGAAAACAAGAGAUGGCCUGUAAAAUUUUUUAUCGUAUGCCAAACAGGACAGUAGUGACGUGGAACUCGUUGCUUGCUGGUUUGAUAAAAAAUGGUGAUGUGGAAUCAGCUUGGAGAAUAUUUAAUGAGAUGCCCGAGAGAGAUCUCAUCUCUUGGAACACCAUGAUUGGCGCUCUUGUGGAAGAAAAUAGGCAUGAGGAAGCAAUUGAACUCUUCCAAACAAUGCAGACCAAGGGAAUUAAGGCAGAUAGGGUGACCAUGGUAGAGGUGGCAUCUGCAUGCGGUUUCCUAGGAGCUCUAGAUCUUGCUAAAUGGAUCCAUAGCUACAUCCGAAAAAAUGAAAUAUAUUGUGAUUUGCGGCUAAGGACAGCCUUAGUUGACAUGUUUGCUAGGUGUGGUGAUCCUCAGAAUGCAAUGCAAGUCUUCAAUAACAUGCCAAGAAGAGAUGUCUCUGCUUGGACCACAGCCAUUGGGGCUAUGGCAAUGAACGGAAAAGGAGAAAAGUCUAUGGAACUUUUCAUUGAGAUGCUUAAGCAAGGGGUGAAACCAGAUGGAAUAGUUUUUGUGGCACUAUUGACAGCAUGCAGUCAUGGCGGAUAUGUAGAACAAGGCCAAAAACUUUUCAAGUCAAUGAAAGAACUCCAUGGAAUCUCUCCAGAGAUUGUUCACUACGGCUGUAUGGUUGAUCUUCUCGGUAGAGCUGGGAUGCUAAAGGAAGCUAGUGAUCUGAUAAAGAGCAUGCCAAUGGAACCUAAUGAUGUAAUUUGGGGGUCUUUCUUGGCCGCUUGCCGAACACAUAGAAACAUUGAAAUGGCAGCCUAUGCAGCUGAAAGAGUGAAAGAGUUGGCUUCUCAGAGGAGUGGAAUUCAUGUACUUCUGUCAAACAUAUAUGCUUCUGCUGGGAAAUGGACUGACGUGGCAAAAGUGAGGCUGCAUUUGAAGGAGAAAGGGAUCACCAAAGUGCCUGGCACAAGCCUAAUAGAAGUUAAUGGAACUAUUCAUGAGUUCACCUCUACUGAUGAUAGUCACCCAGAGCACAGUCAAAUUUCAUACAUGCUGGAAGAAAUAAACUGCAGGCUUAGAGAUGCUGGCCAUGAACCUGAUUUGGCUAACGUCCUGCUUGAUGUGGAUGUGCUUGAGAAAGAGUAUUUUCUAAGCAGACACAGUGAGAAACUUGCUAUGGCUUUUGGGCUUAUCAGCACAGGUCAAGGAAUGCCAAUUCGUGUUGUUAAGAACCUCCGAAUAUGCUCUGAUUGCCACUCAUUUGCCAAACUAGUUUCACAGAUAUAUGACCGUGAAAUAGUCAUUCGAGAUAACCACAGAUUUCACUUUUUCAGGGGCGGGCAUUGCUCUUGCAAUGAUUAUUGGUAAUUCAUGUUUUUAUCCUCUGAAAAGAAGAAAUAUCAUUACUUUGUAAAUACUGGCUCCAUACUAAUUCCAUUGUUGGUCCUGAUAGCAUAUAUCAAAACAAUUCUGAUUCCUGAAAGAGACAUUUUGGAUCA
Molecule: messenger RNA, 2727 nt
Organism: Humulus lupulus (European hop)
Lineage: Eukaryota; Viridiplantae; Streptophyta; Magnoliopsida; Rosales; Cannabaceae
Product: pentatricopeptide repeat-containing protein At3g22690
Exons: 1
Coding region: 65-2596 (843 amino acids)
Biological process (GO): RNA modification
Molecular function (GO): protein binding; RNA binding; zinc ion binding
Source: RefSeq, a predicted model, not a curated record